GUUAGGAAAAGCUGUUAGUUUUUGCUCGGAGUUCUGUAAGCAUUGAUUCAGUUAGUCAGUGUCGAUUUUGCUUCAUUCGGAUAGUGUUAGAGAGACAAAUCUGCUUUGGGAAUUAUGGGCUUUUAUUGCCCACUUGGGACAUUAAUUUGGACAUCCUCAGAUGUUGUGACCAGAUAGAAUCUGAUUUCAUUGCGUUUUUUUUCUGUCAGGUGGAAAGGUAUUCUAACCACGUUGGCGCAGAAGUAGACAAGAUUGUCUGAUGGAUAUGACCGUGGUCUGGAACUCGGGUUUGCCCGCUUUCUGGGUGACAUUCAGCUGCCUCUCAUGCCUGAGGCUGGCACUGCCACUCUAUGCAGAGCUCAAUUCCUCCCCAAAAGCACCUGCCACGGUUAAAGUCCCUCCACAUAUAAUCUUUGUGAUGGUGGACGAUCAGGGCUACAGUGAUGUGGGCUACCAUGGCUCGGAUAUCCACACGCCGGUACUGGACCAGCUGGCAGCUGAAGGGGUGAAGCUGGAGAACUACUACGUCCAGCCAAUCUGCUCACCCUCUCGUAGCCAGCUCAUGACCGGAAGGUAUCAAAUUCACACGGGCCUUCAGCACUCCAUCAUCCGCUCACGUCAGCCCGUGUGUCUGCCCCUCGACAUGCCCACACUGCCUGAGAGGCUGCGUCAGGCUGGCUACAGCACCCACAUGGUAGGAAAGUGGCACCUGGGCUUCUGCCGGCCUGAAUGUCUGCCCACUAGCCGAGGCUUUCAGAGCUUUCUGGGUUCACUGACUGGUAGUGGAGACCAUUUUAAUUUCCAGAGCUGUGACGGAGCAGAGACCUGUGGCUUUGACCUGCACGAUGGAGAACGACCUGCCUGGGAGUUGAGUGGGAACUACUCCACAUGGCUGUAUGCACAAAGGGUGAAAAAAAUCUUGAGGACACAUGACCGACGAAAGCCUCUGUUCCUGUAUGUGGCACUUCAGGCAGUUCACACUCCCUUACAGGCUCCUGCUCAUCUCCUCCAGCGUUAUGCUUCUCUUGGGAAUUCACCACGGCGCCAUUAUGCCGCCAUGCUGAGUGGUGUGGAUGAGGCUGUGGGUGAGAUUGUGGCAGAGAUGCGUAAUCGAGGCUACUACCACAACUCCGUACUCAUCUACUCUUCAGAUAAUGGAGGCCAGCCUCUGUCAGGCGGCUGCAACUGGCCCCUACGUGGAGGAAAAGGUUCCUACUGGGAAGGAGGAGUGCGAGCAGUGGGCUUUGUUCACAGCCCUCUGCUGAAGAUGAAGAGUAAGAUCAGUCGUGCAUUAAUACAUGUCUCAGAUUGGUACCCAUCAUUGCUGUAUCUGGCAGGAUCUCCUGAGCCAGAUCCUCAACGCUUAGAUGGGUGUAAUGUGUGGGGGGCCAUCAGUCAGGGUCUACCUUGCCCUCGUACUGAAAUCCUGUUUAACAUCGACCCCGUUUCACGGAGGCAUGGAGAUAACGCUAGCAGGCUGUUGUUAGAAAACGGCUUUGGGAUCUGGGACACUGGAGUGCGUGCAGCAAUCCGAGUGGGUGACUGGAAGCUCCUGACAGGCAAUGUGGGAAAUGGAGACUGGUUCCCCCCACAGAUCCUGCCUGGAGCCCCACAGCAGUGGCAGGACAUGGAGAAGAGACAGGAUCAGCGUGGGAAGUCUGUGUGGCUCUUCAACAUCAGCGCUGACCCGUUUGAGAGGCGCGAUCUGACACAAGCUAGGCCUGAGGUGGUCAAGCUUCUGCUCUCGAGGAUUGCAGAGUAUAACCGCACUGCCGUUCCUCCAAGAAACCCUCCAGAUGAUCCAAUGGCUGACCCCCAACUCCAUGGAGGAGUGUGGAUGCCAUGGCUAGCAAAGAAAGAAAGCGAGGGUGCUGACAGAAGAGAUGGGGCAAAUAAAAGCAAUUGGAAGCUUAGAUUCAAAACCUGCAAAGUGUGCAAACUGAGAGCUCUGUUUAGAAAGGUGGGAACACGUCUACAAAGAGCGGCAUUGUACUUUUAGGCAAAACUUUUCCAAGCUGGCACUUGGCUCUUGCUUGGCCACUUGUUUUUCCAGUCACUGAUGAAGUGUGUCUGUGUGUAUCUAGAUCACAUGGAUGUGUAAGAGUUUUUUCAUGGCUUGAUGCUUCAUCCUCCUGCUGCUAUACCUAGUCAGAUCUAACAUUAGAAAACCUGAAACUUGUACAGUUUAUAAAAGCUAGACAUGACAUGAGCAGGCUAUGAAAAUGUCUUUUUUUCUUUCGUGAUGAUGUGAUUGACUUAACCAACUUGGCUUCGGUUCAUUAUGUUAGUAGUUUGUACCGUUAAAGUGAUGAAGAAGCAAUCCUGCCCUGAGCUAAGACUUGGGUUGAAAUGCACAUUAAACCUCAUGGGUCCAAUACAAGCUUCUCAUCACACAAUAGAUUACUGGAGGCUCCAUCGUUGUUAUUUUUUUUUCUUCUGAAAAGCAAUUUUUCCAAUUAAAGUCUUGCUUUUUUAAUUAAUAACAGAGUGCUAUUAUUGUAGAAGAAUUUCCGCAGGAGAAAAAUAAACAGUUAGUGGAAUGUUUGGAGAGAGAAAGUCCAAAAACAUCAGAAUUCUUCUAAAGUUUUCUCUCCCACACUUUACAUGCCUCGGCACUCAGCACUCCUCCUCACGCCUCUCUAAUUCACCCUCCUUUUCUUUUGCUGUCUCUGACUGUAGGCUGAUAAAGCCUACCUUAGCAGGAAUAAUGUCGAACCUAUUGACUUUUUCUCCACUAACAUCACCUUUUUCUUUCGGUUAUGUGAGUAGAUUGGGUCAGAAAAAGAGAUAUGAGCUGUGCUCUGUUACACAACAGUGAAAGAAGAGGAGGAGGAUGGUGAAGAUCUGCAUGGCUGAGAUGCUGCAUGGCUACAUAUAAAACAGUUGAGCUUGUACUUCUCUUUAUAUG
Tachysurus vachellii is the source of this 2908-nucleotide messenger RNA. Its product is annotated as arylsulfatase I. The transcript has 3 exons. Lineage: Eukaryota; Metazoa; Chordata; Actinopteri; Siluriformes; Bagridae. Bases 260 to 1999 code for a protein of 579 amino acids. The record is from RefSeq and is a predicted model, not a curated record.